Molecule: messenger RNA, 1557 nt
Organism: Strongylocentrotus purpuratus (purple sea urchin)
Lineage: Eukaryota; Metazoa; Echinodermata; Echinoidea; Camarodonta; Strongylocentrotidae
Product: leucine-rich repeat serine/threonine-protein kinase 1-like
Exons: 9
Coding region: 1-1557 (518 amino acids)
Molecular function (GO): protein binding
Source: RefSeq, a predicted model, not a curated record
AUGGACAACUAUGACAUGUUGCAAGAUGCCUGUACGGCCCUCCUAGAAAUUCUGGAGAAGAGUUCAGACUCUGUGAAAGAAGCAUACAAGUACAUGCAAGCCCUUCCUGAGGAUGUACGAGACAAGCUCUUCCCAUUCUAUAGUCAUCAUAGUCUUGGAAUAGAGAGGGCGAUGUGUGGGAACCAAACAUUGAAGGAAAUGCCUGGUAGAUCAGACCAAGAAGAGCUGUACGCUAGGUUUGGUUUCCUUCAUGCAUCUUGCAAGAAGGGAGAUGUCGACGCUGCUCACAUGUUAAUGUGCUGGGGGAUUGAACCAUGUUGUAAGAAUACAGAGGGUAGAAGUGCAUUGGAAAUAGCUACCACUGAGGGUCAUCUCAACAUUAUUACUGAACUGGUGAAAAUAGAUGAAGGACUACUAGAGGAUGUUGCCGAGUUGAAACUCCUUGUCUGUCGUGCAUGCAAGGCAGGGAAGAAGGAAAUUAUAGACUACUGGUUUGAUCAACUGAUAAGACAUGGGCAUCUACUCUUCGAGCAACAUGAACCCAAUCCACUCCUGUUUGCAUGUCAAGGUGGGCAUUACAGCAUAGUAGCAGAUCUGAUUGAGAGAGGUUUAGUUAGCAUUGAUGAAGCAGCAGUCUAUAUGAUGGGCGCUGAUAUCUUGCCACUCCUCAAGAAAUGGGUUGUACCUGAUGACUCCAGCACUAAUACCGACAACGACAAAAAGGAACUCAUUGCAAAUUGGCACCACAAGCAGCUCAAUACCUUUGACCCAUCGUGGCUUCAGGGUUUUCAAGACUCAACCCAUCAAGUCCUGUCGACCAUCAAUCUUUCCCAGAAUUCUCUCUCCUCUGUACCAGAGGGUCUCCUAUGGGGUUUACAGAAUCUACGUCAUCUCAACCUAUCCCAGAAUUCAAUUCAGAGACUGCCGUCCCCGAAAAGCCAUCGAAACUUGAGCGAGUGUCGAUUAAAGACUCUGAUCCUGUAUCAGAAUAAGCUGGUGUCUGUACCAGCUGAACUGUUCAUGUUACAAGAAUUAGAGUUCCUGUCCCUCGCCAACAAUUCCAUGACAGAGCUUAUACAACCUGCUAAGGAAUCCACACAGAAUGAGAUCCCAAGACAAUGGAACUGCAUGUCUCUCGUCAAUCUGAAUCUCUCCAAAAACAAACUGAGCUCUCUCCCGAGACAGAUGGAUGCUUGUACAUCACUUAUCACUAUCAAUCUAUCAGAUAACUCAUUCUAUGAGAUACCAAAACCUUGGACAUGUCCACUGGAGAUUCUGAACAUGUCUAAGAACAUGGUCCAGUCCGUUUCGGGUGACCUACCAAGGUUCUGGCACCGUACAUUGCGAUUCCUCAACUUGAGCUACAACCGUCUGACAGAGAUUCCCACUGCCAUCUGUCAGUUGAGCAGUCUAACGGGCUUGGAUCUCUCCCAUAAUGCACUCCAUUGCUUUCCAUUACCAGGAACAUGGAGCAUAUGCAAGCUUCAGCAUCUUUACUUGGCUCACAAUCAACUCAUGCAUAAAGAGGCACAACCACAGACCAAGCAAGACAAGUGA